Molecule: messenger RNA, 1202 nt
Organism: Gadus chalcogrammus (walleye pollock)
Lineage: Eukaryota; Metazoa; Chordata; Actinopteri; Gadiformes; Gadidae
Gene: gp1bb
Product: glycoprotein Ib platelet subunit beta
Exons: 2
Coding region: 113-712 (199 amino acids)
Source: RefSeq, a predicted model, not a curated record
CGUCCCACAAACAGUGACAGAGUCCCACAGACCUAUCUUGUCAAAGAAAAGCUAUAGGACGCACAACUGUGAAGCGACUGCAUACGAAAACUCCAGAAGAUUGAGCAACGACAUGAUGGACCUUUUGCUCUUCAGUUUGCUCUUCCUGCUUGGAGUCAAAGGGCAGGAGUCAUCUGUGUGCCCUCACUCUUGUACCUGCAACCAGGGUCACGUCAACUGCAGCCACAAGUCCCUCACCAGCUCAAUGCUCCCCUCCCAUUUUCCGCCUGGUACAACCCAAGUCAAUCUCAAUAACAACCUGUUGACCAUCCUACCCAAUGGGCUGUUGGACGACCUGCCCAACCUCCACUCCGUCACUCUCCAUGGCAACCUGUGGGCAUGCGACUGCGGGGUGCUCUAUCUGCGAGCCUUGCUGACCCGUCAGCCCAGCAGCGUUCUCUUACCCCUCAACGUCAGCUGCACUUCCCCUUCCAGCCUGAGUGGCAGGCUGGUGAUGCACUUGACCGAGGAGGAGGUGCUGGAGUUUUGUCACUACUGGUACUGUGACCUAGCGCUGGUCUCCCAGGUGUGCCUGUUUGUGUUUAUGCUGGUGCAGGUGCUGCUCCUUUUGGCCGUCAUCGUCUUUUUAAGGAGGUUUGAGAGACUUUCGAGGGAAGCGAGGAGAACCAAAAUGGAGACCUCUGCAUUUGGCGAAAGUGUGAUGGCGAAUUAAUGCGAGGCACUGAAGGAAAGCCGCACCUGAUUCCAGCCUAUUGGAUCCCCUUAUCAUGCCUAUAGCUCAUUAAAUAAUGCUCAAGGAGCAUGUUGUUGUUUUAGAUGUUAUAAAGGCCCUAUAUUUUGAUUUAGGCACAACCAACUGUAACUCCAAAGUUGAGUCUAUUUAGUUUAUUUAAUUCAUCUUUAUACAUACUUAUGUGUACACAUUAUUUUCCCAAAACAAAUGUUAUUAUUUUUGGGAAUCAAAUAGCAUUCUGUUACACUUGAUGUACUGUAUACUGCUUUAUAUUACAAGAUAUUUUUUUACUGAGAUGACAUAUUUGCGUUGUGCAUCAUUACAAUUUAUUUCAUUAUCAAAAUAUUAAAAACUGUAUUAAAGUAUCACAGCUCUAUAUUCAUAUUUUAUUUCUUUUUAUUUAUAAAAAAUCAUAUAUAUAUAUUUCACACUGCUGUACUCGUAAUAAAUUGUUCAUGCAAGAAUGUCA